Temnothorax curvispinosus is the source of this 5479-nucleotide messenger RNA. RefSeq names its product leucine-rich repeats and immunoglobulin-like domains protein 1 (gene Lrt). Bases 2678 to 5203 code for a protein of 841 amino acids. Lineage: Eukaryota; Metazoa; Arthropoda; Insecta; Hymenoptera; Formicidae. The record is from RefSeq and is a predicted model, not a curated record. The transcript is spliced from 5 exons. Gene Ontology annotation, molecular function: protein binding.
CGUAUAAAAAUGUUUUAUAUAUAUAACCAGUAUGAUUUCUCUUCUACUUUUUUGUGAACCACGUAAGAAAUUAUAAUCAUGGUAAUAUUACGGUUUCCCAUACUUUUGUUUACAAAUUCCUUAAUUAAAUUUUUUUGUCAAAAACUUUAAUGAGACGUACGGCACCCUCGACAUACUUUUCGUAUUAUACUAUAACGUAACUGUAUUGUGAGCAGACAUAAACGUGCGAAGCAGAGAGGUCAAUCAACCAAUCAAUAUAGUUCCAAUACAGCCAGUUCAGAGAAUACAGCUUUUUGUGCAAGCACACAAUCCUUGGACAGUAUAUCGUGCGAACGAUCGUCUUUCACGGAAUCUUAUGACUUGACGUGGCGAUCUUGAAAAACACUCGCCGUUCACAACCAAGCAUUAGUAAUGAACUUUGAUCGUGGGAUUGAAUAAUCUGAAGCUGCAAAACACGUUCAUUAGAGUUAUUAUUUUUAUUUAACCCCAACCUUUCGUAUUGAUUAAUAUUCUCUAAAAUUUAUUGCAUUCAUAUUUGUAUUAUUUUUCUGAGUCAAAUAAAUCUUGUUUUUUGAGAGUACAAUAUUAAAAAUAUCUUACUCUAAGCAAUACUACGUUAACAAUGAUAGUAUAGAAUGUGCUUUGACUUUUGGAUAUUAUUAAUUUCUUAAAAUGUCUAAGAUUAAAUAACAGAUUUAUUAAUUCGACUUGAUGACGACAAAUAUAAAUCAUCGUCCUGACAAUUCGACCAUGGAUUUUGGUGUAUAUAUAUAUAUAUACAUAUAUCUUCAAACGUACAUCAAUUUUAGAAGGAUCUAAACCUAUGAUCGAAAUGUUUUGGCGAUUAAUCUAACCAAAACCAAAUAGUCGAAUUGUCAGGACGAUGAUUUAUAUUCGUCGCCAGUUAAGUCGACUUAAUGAAUCUGUAGUUAAUCAUCACCGGCACUAGCAAUAUACUAUCUAUCUUUGUUAUCUAAGAUGAAAUUCUUUAUAUACAAGCACCGUUUUAUUUCCUGAUUUGCAUACAAUGAACCUUAAAAUUCCGACUGUCAAUCGUGCUAUUACUUAAUUUUUCGUUACGAUAUAAAAAACUUUUGCCAUUUUCGUUAGAAAGUCAAUCAAGACACGUCUAUUAUACGUGUAAAAUUACAAGAAUUACGUUCGUGAUAUUAAAGUAUCACGAUUUUGUGCGAUAUCGAAUUUUUAUGCUGAUUUUUAGACAAUGUUCACGUUCUGGCGUGUUAUAAACAUCUCGAGCUUGUUAAAGAAGUUGGAUUUUCUUUCACUGCGACUAUGCCAGUCUCUUGCUACAGCGUGGGCGUAGAGGCCCGGUUUUACGUGAUUUCGUAAUGACGAUGGCAAACAGAUUUCCAGUAUCAAAAGGCAUUUCGUGAGGAUCCUGAAGACCUUCGGGGGCCCCUACCAUUCUACCUAUCUACCUACCUACUCUCUCUUUCUCGUCCGCUUCUGCUUGAUCUUCUUUCAGAUUCUCAUGCAUACGAAAACAGCACAUGCGAGGAUCAUUUGGUACUACUUUUCAUACUUUUCGCGGAUACAUUAAUAAUUAGAUGGAAAGACGUGUGUCAUUUCAUGUAAGUGGAAAAUACAAGGAUUUUUAUUUUACAAAAAGUAUUUUCUUAUUAGCCGAAUUGAAAAGUUAAGAACCUGUUAAUCAUCUCCUCUGAUUAAUCAAGUUCGUUGACGUUUUUAGUUUUUAGAAUAUUUGUCAGAGUUUUUGAUAUGCCAAAAUUCAAGAUUUUCAAAAUGUGUUAGAAAAAACGUCGCUGUUUGGCAUUUUAAGGGGUUUCUCUUUUUCCGUUGUUGUUCUCAUUUUCGCUGUUGUCAAUCGUGACGAUACCUGCUCCAGCUCCGGUGGAGAGCCGGUACGGAGAGCGCGACUAUGGCAAGUGGGCGUAAGGGCCGGGAGAGAGAACGUCGUCCCGUGUUCCAUACAUGGCUAUGCUAUGUGGAAACCAAGAGACAGAGAGGCGGACGGACCGACAUGGACCGGGGGAGUCCCCACCGUGUGGACGGUGGAGGCGACGUUUUCUCGUCUCUCGAAACGGUUCCCGAGCAUGCUCCUGACGCACCGUGCCUCGCAGCACGCAUAUCGUACAAUCAUUCGUACGAUCAUCCUAGUAUUAUUGUUCGAGCAUUCGUGUCACCGCACGCUUCCUUCGAAGAUGCGAUGCCCGUUGAUCCACGUGAUUCGAUGAGAGUUCACGUCCGAUGACGUACGUGUGAAUAUAUGUGACAGUGUAUAUCCUGGUGAACGGCGUUCAACGAUCAUCCGUGGAUGUUGAGAUCGUCACGUUGUGCUAUUAGCGGAGAUUCCUAGCGGAAAGAACUCGCGACACGUAUGCGACAAUAUCGCGAGGGAUAAAGUACCAAAGAGUACGCAGGGUCGAGCUUUUAACCAUCGCAAUAUCAUCAAACGUGACAGGACAUAAGAACGAUCCACGCAGACGUUCGAAGAAGGGAUAUGAUACCAGGAAACGUCCGACGUCUCGAGGAUUGAUUCUUCAUUGAUAUAGUAGAGCGUGCACGAUGCACUCGCAAACACUUGACCGGCGUGGGUGCUACUGGGUUCCUCCUUCGCUUUGAGACCGAGGUCAGGUGUGUGGGAGGGUGCAAGGGUUGGCAACACGCUCGAGACUGGCACAUUAUACAUUAGAGAAUGCCGAAAUUAUUUCGGGACCUACUCGUGUUAACAUUGAUAAUGACAGCGUCAUGUCUCGACGCGACAGAGGACACGGUCACAACAACGACAAUGGAAAUCUCUACAUUGAUAGCAGCAUCGACGUACAUUGAUAGUACAUCCAUGAAAACGACGAUCCCCAAGGAAAACGCCGUGUCGCCGUUGGCGACUAUGGCAACACAAGACGAUGGCAUCUCGAAAAAUCUGUCCCACGCAUUACCGUCGUCAUCGCCGUCGCCGUUGCCGUUGCCGUCGCCGUCGCCGUCACCGUCGCCGUCGCCGUCGCCGUCACCGUCGCCGUCGCCGUCGCCGUCUUUUUCCAACACUGUGUGGGAAUGUCCGAAUAUCACAAAAGCGGGCGUGGAGUGUUCUUGCGAUUUUCCACAUACGCUCAGAUGUACCGGCGAUAGAACAGCACUGGAGAUCAUCAGUGACCAUUUGAAACAUAGUCAGCCGGAUACAAUAUCAUUGCUGGAUGUGACUGUGACGGGAAUCUCUGUGUUGCCGGCACAUUUCCUCGAGGAUGUCGCACUUCACGGAUUAGUCGUCUCCACUGGCGAGCUGCGGCACGUUCAUGAGCAUGCGUUUACCGCGCUGGCGCGACCGUUACAAGCGCUAGGACUGCCCAGCAAUCUCCUAGAUUCGGUUCCCACGAUCGCAUUGUCAUACCUGGUCGGUCUAGACCGAUUGGACCUGUCUCACAACAAAUUAAAGACAUUAGAAGCGGACUCGUUUAAGGGACUAUCAAAUCUGACUUAUCUAGACUUGUGUGACAAUCUGCUAUCACAAUUGUCGCCGCAGGUUUUCCUGACAUUACCGGCAUUGCGCUCGCUAAGAAUGCGUGGAAAUCGUCUGAGCGUUUCCGCCUUGUCUGCAUUGAGAGGUUUGAAGCGCUUGGAAGAGCUAGAUCUGUCAAACAAUCUACUGCUGGGUCCAAUGGGCCCCACGUUAUUGCCACAAAUGCCCAAACUACAUUUCCUCACAGUCUCAGAAAACGGUCUCGUCAACGUUCAGCAGGGAGCUCUCAUGGGUCUCGGAAAUCUCACUUAUCUGAGUUUGAGUCACAAUCAAAUUGACGUGUUAGAGGAUCAUUCGUUCAAGUACCUGUCGACUUUGACGCGACUGGAUCUGGCCAACAACCGCAUCGUCGCCGUGUCCGGUGCUUCCUUAGCUCAUUUAGAGAACGUGAUUAGUUUAGAUCUAACGCACAACUUUCUGCGAGCGUUGACGCGCGAUCUGGUGGUGCCAUUGAAGAAUUUACAGGACCUACGAUUGGACGACAAUGACAUCACAAUCGUAGCAAACGAUGUGCUAACGUCCGAGCUGCACCUCAAGAGACUCUCCCUCGCUGACAAUCCGUUAAAUUGCGAUUGCACCUUGCUGGAGUUUGCUACGUGGCUGGCAAACUCCAGCCUGACGGAGGAGGACAAGUCAUCGGCGGUGUGCGCGACACCGCCCGUUCUGGAGAACGGCAUUCUAACGCAAGUACCGCCGGGCAGUCUGCUUUGCGGCGAGCCCACCCCGCCCAUGAUGACCCGGGUUGACGCAAGUGCGCCUGUAGCAGGUGCACAGCUAAGUCUCAAAGAGUUUCGCUACGACGACGCGACCGCCGGUAUCACGUUGUUGUGGCACGUGGAACAGUGCGCUGAACGUUACACUUGCGACUCGCUCAUCGUCUAUGAAACACGCGGCGACAGCGAGAUUCUAACGGAAUCUAGCCCGCUGCACUGUGACUCUCGAAUGAUGCGAGAUCCCUGCAUCCUGCCAGUCACCAUACCAGCUUCCCUGCAUCUACAAUUGAGUCACAAAUACCGUUAUUGUGUAGUUUUAUUGGUAUCUACUGUCUACGACGCGGUGUCCCUUGGUCUCGGUUGUAGCGACGUCAUCGUUUUAGAGAAGACCCAGCAGCGAGCAGGGACAGAAGAUUUCUCGUCUUCGUCUCCGACGUCCACGCAGAUAUCUCUUGAUUCAUCGUCACGGAUCACCGGCGUUCACGUAAACGUAUCUGACAAGAGCUACCUGCACAUUGGUGUAGUUCUCUCCGGAACGACAAAAGACACGACUUUGUCGUCGACGAGCUGCCAACUGUCCGUCAUCGUAUUUGACGAGGUUUCCACGGUGCAUCAACGGAGGCUUACGUGUAGCGCCACAUCCGUCAUCGACGUGCAAGUAUCGUUGCCAGGUUAUUACAGGGUGUGCGCCAGUCUGGAUGACCUCACCAACGUUAUCGUUAUGUCCAGCAACUUGGUGGCGGACGACGAGAGGUUCCGUUGCGUUGACGUAGUCGAGCAGAGUUACAGCAGGCGGAACGUCGAGGUAUUCGUCAUUAUGGCCGUGAUCGCUGCAACCGGUGUUCUCCUCGUUAUCCUCGCUGUACUCGGGAGAACGCUCGCAAGGCGUUUGCGGCACCCGAGAAUACAGGCGCAAUGUUUCCUGCCGGCUCAGGAGUUUGAAAUUACCCAUAAAGCUCAUUACAUCAAACUCCUGGCAACGACAAAAGUUUAAUAAGAACGAUAUUGAUGACCGCGGUAUUGAAUAUAAUAUAUUGUUUGCAGAAUUAAAAAAUGGAGAUAUAGAAGCAAAACUCGCAAUUUUUUCUCCUUCUCCAACGAAAUAUUUCCAGUUAAGAUACGAGUAUCAUUAAUUUAUUCUUCAUGUUUUACACCCUGCGUGAGUUUUCAGACAAAAAGUAUGCAAGCAAAAACUAACUUCAGUUGAACAUGUAUUAGUUGAUUAAAUGUUUAUUUCACAUUUUUUAUUUUAUUUUACAUUUUUAUUUUA